UUCUGUCAUUCACACAAUCCAUUUAAAAAUAGCGCACGCUUAAGGCACUUAAUAACCGAACUAAUGAUUGUGCGCGCACCUUAAAACUUUUACAUGCGAACUUUCAGUGCAGCUUCCUUCCGGACAGCCUUGCGCGCGCGCUCCGCCAGUCCGCGCCCGACCGCCGAAGCGACAAUACGUGUGCGUUGUUCGCGAGUGAACCCACGCGCCGUGCAUGUGCUCUAGUGACCCUUAGUGCCCUGAAGUGGAGACUCGCAGUGCGACCGCUGGGCCGAUCGGCCCCGGCGGUAUGGAAUCCCCUCAAAUGUACGACGCAGCCGCGGCCCCUCCACCGCCGCCGCAGCCAGACCUGAAGAAAACAGGAGAGGAUAAGCGCACCCCUUUCCCACCCCCGGACUUAGACGAGCUCAAUGGCCAGGAAAUUAGUUUGGAUUUACAACACCUCAUCGAGGACCAGUUCCGAGGGGAGGAAACGAUGGCCUUGUUUCAGGAAAUUUUACCUGGAGGACGGUCUCCACAACAGAGGCCGUUCGCCAGGACCACUCUCGCGUACAUGCCUCAGCCGGUUCACUCGGGAGCGUCCUACGUCGCACCGGUUCAAGCGAAUUCUCACGAGCAAGCUCCUCCAAUUAAGGAAGAGCCUCCUGAACCUCAUGAUUUUCGACGAGCGGUGACAUGUGCUCAAUAUACAGGUCAAUAUAAUCCACAACCCCCAGUAGGUGUAAGUGGUCCAUACGGAGGCGGAUUUACUCCCUUGCCUCCUUUAGGAGCUCCUCUGUUACCUCCUCUUCUAAAACACAAGCAGCCGCCACCGAGGCGAUCUUCUGGGAAGGUACUAGAUAAGGGUACAGAUGAAUAUAGAAGAAGGAGGGAACGUAACAAUAUAGCCGUUCGAAAAUCCCGCGAAAAAGCUAAAGUGCGUUCUAGGGAAGUUGAAGAAAAAGUUAAAACGCUGUUAAGGGAGAAAGAGGCUUUGUUGAAGAGGCUUGAAGCUGUAACUGGAGAGUUGAGUUUACAUAAGCAGAUGUAUGUACAUCUCAUUAAUUUGAAUCACCCAGAGAUUACGGAGUUGUGCCGGUCAAUGUUGCAACUGGGAGCUCCUCAUGGGCCGGAUCAUACGCUCUGACCGUAGAUCGGAUCAGCGAUGAAUUACUAAAAAAGAAGGACUCCGUGUGAUAUCGUGCAUUAGACUUAAAAUAAGUGACGCCUCUUCUAAAAUAAGCUUAGGUAGCAAAAUUAUUACUUUGUGAUUUUUACAGUUUACUUUUUUAUACAUAUACACGGAUAGUUAAGACUUUUAUUGUAUAGUCUUGUAGACAGAUUAAAGGAAAAUUGGCUACACAGAUGUGAUCUCAAAUAUAGUAGCCAAUUUUUGAAAAUCUGUUACAUUAAAAGAAGACACACAGCCAAGAAAACUAAACGAUCCAAUAAAUCAAUGUCAAUUUGUCUUUUUAGCAAGUGAUUACUUGAAACAAACUUAUUUCGUUUCACAUUCAAAAUAUACGAAAUGUUUCUGCAUUCGUAUAUAGAUUUCCUUUUAGGUAGGUAUGUGUUAUUUUAUUGGUUGAAUAAUGUUUUUUUCCUAUAAAAUAUAAUUUAUAAUUAUCAAUGAAUAUUAAAUGAAAUACUACUUAGGCCAAACCAAAAACCAGCACUGCCAUGAAAAGUCUCGAAAAUGUUUUUAUUUUUGUUUAAUAAUAUAGUAGGUUUAAUCUGUCAUUACUCAUUACAAUCACUGAUUCAUAAAACUCAUUUCAAAUAAAUCAUUAAUUUUUCUAUUUUAAAUACCUAAUAGGUAUAUAUCGUUAAUAGGUGUCGCUAGAGUCGCUCAAAUUGUAUGAAACAAAGGCUGAGUGUUUUAAUUUAAUGGAAUGUUGCAUUAUU
Messenger RNA from Maniola jurtina (meadow brown), 1884 nucleotides. RefSeq names its product CCAAT/enhancer-binding protein-like (gene C/EBP). The coding region runs from base 290 to 1126 and encodes 278 amino acids. NCBI's taxonomy places the organism in Eukaryota, Metazoa, Arthropoda, Insecta, Lepidoptera, Nymphalidae. Gene Ontology annotation, molecular function: DNA-binding transcription factor activity, RNA polymerase II-specific; RNA polymerase II cis-regulatory region sequence-specific DNA binding. The transcript is spliced from 2 exons. Gene Ontology annotation, biological process: regulation of transcription by RNA polymerase II; DNA-templated transcription. The record is from RefSeq and is a predicted model, not a curated record.